This is a messenger RNA of Coregonus sp. 'balchen', 16081 nucleotides long. NCBI's taxonomy places the organism in Eukaryota, Metazoa, Chordata, Actinopteri, Salmoniformes, Salmonidae. The record is from the annotation of a GenBank genome assembly.
GCUGGCUGCGUGGGGCUGCUGAAGCUGAGAGCAUCCGUGGGAUCCCAUCCCCUGUAUCCCUGUGACUGGAGCUCAUCUGUCAGCCAGCCUAAUCACACGUCAGCCAGCCCCGGUUCAGGAGACGGAGCAGACAGAAGCAGAGCAGCUGCAGCUCCUCACAGCACAGGAUAUUACCUGUUCAUGACUCCCCUGUGCCAGUGACUGUCCUGGCUGUCAGCCCCCCGCCGUCUGCUCUCACAGGGGAGAGUGUAGAAAUUAUGUUCUUACUGAAGGUGAGGAACACCAAAUAGAUGGUGCAGAAAAGUUAGUCUUUAAUUCACUUGGGGAACAAAACACACACCUUUUUUUUGAAGGCAGGAAAAUCCAUUGUUACAUUUGUAUUUACACUCAUGUCCCCACGUAUAAUGUGCUAAUAAUGAGAAGGUUAAAAAAACAACACACUCAGGCUAUUUCUUCUUGUGUCACUCUUAACUUACACAAAGUUACCUAAUAGUUACUUAAUACCUUAUUGUUAGGCAUAGUCUUCACAUAUCCCCCCUUCCUUUAUAUCAAGAUCUAUUCUUGUGUUGAUACAGAACAUGUAGUUUAUGCUCCACAUUCAAGCUCUGUUGCCCAAAGUGGAGAAUACUUUCACUAACCUGUAUUUACAGUGGAGAAUACUUCAACUAACCUGUAUGUUUUAUGUAACCACAAGAUUAAAGGAAAGAAAACAAACUUUACUGCCAGUCUCCAAACCACAAUUAAAUCCCGGCACAUUUUCCAGCAGACCGUUACUCUUAAAAGAAACAACAUGUCUCGGGAGCACAGGAGGUUGGUGGCACCUUAAUUUGGGAGUACGGGCUCAUUGUAAUGGCUGGAGUAGAAUAAGUGGAAUGGUAUCAUAUACAUCAAACACAUGGCUUCAAUGUGUUUGAUGCCAUUCCAUUCGCUCCGUUCCAGCCAUUAUUAGGAGCCUUUCUCCCCUCAGCAGCCUCCACUGCUCGGGAGCCUUGCCAAAUAGCCCAGUAACUUCUGGUGUAGGAAGAAUCAUGUUACCAAUUGAAACUGAAUGGCCGUCUGUAGAGCGGUCAGGUGAAUUUGAAUAGUGGGGAGCCCUGUAAUGCAUACCAAAUGGCACUCUAUCCCCUUUACAGUGCACUAUUUUUGACCACUACUACCCAUAGGGCUCUAGUCAAAAGUAGUGCACUAUAAAGGGAAUAGGGUGCCAUUUGGAGCACACACUGAACACCCGGCCACUCCGUGCGGUGCGCCGCUAGGCUAGCCGGAAACCUGCAGAUGGUCUCCCCUCAUCGGUAUUAAAAUGUCAGCUAGGGUUGUGGUACAGGGAGUUGGGAAGGAGAGGGAGAAGGGUAGCUCCUCCCUCCCCACUCCCCACAUGCAGGUGUUGCCUGCUGUUCAUGGCAGCCUGUCAUGAGAAACCCGGACGGAGAAUAAGCUCCAGCAGUACUCAAGGUCACAACACACCACCCCUGCAGUAUUGGCCCUGCAGUGUUGGUCCUCAGAGAAAUAGAGAAAAUAAGCCACAAUGUCAUCCACUAAGUGUCUGUGUCCUCCGCUGUGAACAGGGGGGUUGAGAUGGGGUGCAGGCAGACCGGCAGGCAGGGAAACAGGCAGGUAGGCAGGGAAACAGGCAAGCAGACAGGCAGGCUGGCAAGGAGACAAGCAGGCAGGCAGGCAGGAAGGGUAGACAGACAGACAGACAGACAGACAGACAGACAGACAGACAGGCUGGCAGGCAGGCAGGCAGGCAGGCAGGCAGGCAGGCAGACAGACAGACAGACAGACAGACAGACAGACAGACAGACAGACAGACAGACAGACAGACAGACAGACAGACAGACAGACAGACAGACAGACUGACUGACUGACUGACUGACUGACUGACUGACUGACUGACUGACUGACUGACUGACUGACUGACUGACUGACUGACUGACUGACUGACUGACUGACUGACUGACUGACUGACUGACUGGCAGGCAGGCAGCAACAGGAUCAUGUAUUGGAGGGGGAUUGUGGAAGGUUAAUUGCUUUUAGUGGGAUACUAUGACAUUUCACUGCAGCCACAUGGUCCCCUGUGUAUCAGGGUGUUUUGAUUUGGUCACUGUCGGCUCCAUACUGGCUAGCAAGGGCAAACUAGGAAUGUCAACGUAGUUCUGAGUUUCAUAACUUGAUAAUUGAGAGUGGGUUGAGCUACUGUACUAUAACAUAAAGUAUGUGUCACAAUCUCAACUUUCUUUCUUUCUUUCUUUCUUUCUUUCUUUCUUUCUUUCUUUCUUUCUUUCUUUCUUUCUUUCUUUCUUUCUUUCUUUCUUUCUUUCUUUCUUUCUUUCUUUCUUUCUUUCUUUCUUUCUUUCUAGGACACAAGGGCAUCUGUGUCAUCUCCCAGAUAGAAGGACUCCAUUCUCCUCCCCCAUCCCUGACUGUUCACAAGUACUCCCAGCAGGACGUGACAGGACCUGGUCAUCAUGGUGAUGAAAGGCCUGCUCCUAGGCUGUGUGACCGUGGCUGUGCUGCUUCAGCUCUCCAGCACCGGCCUGGUCAAGAAGAUCAUCCGGCACCGCAGAGAAACCCUGAGAGAACCCUCUGAGAACCUGACCCUGCCCCACCCAGACCAGCCGGUGGUCUUCAACCACGUCUACAACAUCAAUGUCCCCUCCAGCUCCCUGUGUUCCGUAGACGUGGAGAGCCCAGGAGGAACCAAGGUCAAGCCUAAACGAAGUCCAGUCCAGUCGGCCAUGCGGAGCUCGGAGAACCUGGACCACACGAUGGACGGAGAGAACCAGAUCGUGUUCACCCACCGCAUCAACAUCCCCAAGCAGGCGUGCGGCUGUGACAACCACAUGCCCGAUAUGAAGGACAUCCUUAGCAGACUGGAGAUGCUGGAGUCUGAGCUGUCCAGCCUCAGAGAACAGUGUGGCAGUGGAGCCAGUUGCUGUGGAGCCCAGAUUACAGGUACAGUAAAGAACAUUUUGACCAGAGACAUUCUCAGGCAGUGUUUCACAAUUCCUGGUCCUGACUCACCUGAUUAAACUAUAGGCUUGAUAGUGAGUUGAUUAGUUGUAUAACGUGUUUUAGUGCUAAGGCCAAAAUGUGCAACACUUUGGGUUCCCAGGACCAGGAUUUAGAAACACUGUUCUAGUGGCACAGCAGUUAGAGUUGUAGUUUUCACUUAGAUUACAUUCCUACAUUGGUUUUAAUUAUUCUAUAGAUCCGUAUCCCCUGUUCUGACUCAUUGCUGUUGUCUUUUUGUAUGUAUAAUAUCUGCUAUAGAAGUUAUAGUAUUAUCAUCAUUGAAUUUAUUUCUGUGUUGUUUCCUCUAUGUUUCCUCAGGUGAGGUGGCCACCAAGCCUUACUGUAACGGCCGUGGUAACUUCAGCACUGAGACCUGCAGCUGUGUGUGUGAGCCCGGCUGGAAGGGACCCAACUGCACUGAGCCUGAGUGCCCCAACUUCUGCCAAGACCAGGGACGCUGCGUGGACGGCAAGUGUGUCUGCUUCGAGGGCUUCGACGGAGACGACUGCAGCAUGGAGCUGUGUCAGAUGAACUGUGGGGACAAUGGGGAGUGCAUCGACGCCAAUGUGUAUCUGUGAGGACGGCUUCACCGGGAACGACUGCUCCCAGACCAACUGCCUGAACAACUGCCUGGGACGCGGCCGCUGCGUGGACGAUGAGUGUGUGUGUGACGAGCCGUGGACGGGCUACGACUGCUCCGAGCUCAUCUGCCCCAACGACUGCUACGAUCGCGGCCGCUGUGUCAACGGAACCUGCUUCUGCGAGGAGGGCUUCAACGGGGAGGACUGCGGGGAACUCACCUGCCCCAGCAACUGUAACAACCGUGGGAUGUGUGUCGACGGCCAAUGUGUGUGUCACUCCGGCUACAUCGGCGAGGACUGCUCCAAGCUCACCUGCCCCAACGAUUGUACUGAAAGAGGCCAUUGCUUCAACGGGAGGUGCAUCUGUGACCCAGGCUUCGAGGGAGUGAACUGUUCCAUCCUGUCUUGCCCAGACAACUGCAGCAACAGAGGUCAGUGUGUCAACGGAGAGUGCGUCUGCAAUGUAGGAUUCGAGGGUGACGACUGCUCUGAAAUCUCCUGCCCCAAGAAGUGUCUGAACCAAGGCCGCUGUUUGAAAGGACAGUGUGUGUGCAGUAAAGGCUUUGCCGGGGACGACUGCAGCAUCAAGACCUGCCCCAAGGACUGCCUGGGUCGCGGCGAGUGUGUUGACGGCACGUGCGUGUGCUUCAUGGGCUUCACGGGCAAAGACUGCAGCGAGCUGACUUGUCCCAACAACUGUCUGAACCGUGGGCGCUGUGUUAACGGCCAGUGUGUGUGCAACCAAGGCUUUGCUGGGGAGGACUGCAGUGAGAAGACGUGUCCCAACAACUGCCUGGAGAGGGGCUAUUGCGUAGACGGGAAGUGUGUGUGCUUCGAGGGAUUCCAGGGCUUGGACUGCUCUGUGCUGACCUGUCCAGGAGACUGUGAGGACCAGGGGAGAUGUAUGAAUGGAGUGUGUCUAUGUAACGAAGGCUUCAUCGGAGAGGACUGCUCUGGGGGUAAGAGACCGAGGAUCAACCCCAAAUGGCACCCUAUUCCCUUUAUAGUGCACUACUUUUGACUAAGGCCAAUAGGGCUCUGGUCAAAAGUAGUGUACUAGGGCAGUGGUUCUCAACUGGUUUUGCCUCAGGACCCAAAUUGAACCAGGUUGUCUCAGUCGCGAUCCAAUAUGAUUUUUUGGGGGGAUAAAAUGCAAUCUGGAAAACUAUUUUGAAUGCUAUAUUGAUAGUAAAUGUACUAAUCAUAUGAAAAGGGAACAGCAGUCCCACCUUUUUCAUUGUCAUUAAUUCUUGAUGAAGAUGCUGUUUGAGACCACAAAAUCAACCAAAUCUGCUAAAUAGUGCUGCUAAUAACUCUAUAUUGAGGAAGGCCCUACCUGGUUUUAGUCGUUUAAGUUAAGACUGGAGUAUCUUUCAUAAAAAAUGUAAUACAUGUAUUUAUUAAAUGUUUUACUCACACUCGCAACCUAUUCAAAACCUCCCGCGACCCAUAUUUGGUUGAGAAUCGCUGUACUAGGAAAUAGGGUGUAAUUCUGGACAAAUAGAGAGAGACAGACAGAGAGAGAGAGAGAGAGAGAGAGAAUCUCACAUCCUUUGGUUGAUGGGAGUAUCGCUUGAUGUGAUAUAAUUUGUUUAUGGCUAAUAGGUUUGAGGAACAUUUCCACAUGAUGACAUUCAUUUAAAUGCUAAUGUUUCUGGCUGCACAACAUUGGUUAUAUUUCUUUCAUUGGUGGUCCUCUGUAGCUCAGCUGGUAGAGCACGGCGCUUGUAACGCCAAGGUAGUGGGUUUGAUCCCCGGGACCACCCAUACACAAAAAUGUAUGCACGCAUGACUGUAAGUCGCUUUGGAUAAAAAGCGUCUGCUAAAUGGCAUAUUAUUAUUAUAUUAUAUAUUCUUUGAAUAAAUAAUGUUGCAGUUUAAUGUGGAUGUCAAAUGAAAUUUUCCAUGGCUAUUGGCAUCAUCUUGGAUAAUUUAUGAUUUGGUUGAAUUUAUGUCAUUAGUUGCCGCAAAAUAACUCAGAUCAGAGAACAUUUUCAAAAUCUGGUUUGGCAAAUUAUGCGAUUCGAAGCCCACCCUCCAUUGAAGUGUAGUCAUGCUGCUGGAAUUUUCAGACAAAAUUAUACAUUUAGCAAAUCUGGACAUUUUAAUUUCCCUGCCCAAUAAGACUGCCUACUUGAACUUGAUAGUGAUUCAUAGGCAUUGUUCUUUGCAUUUGUGAUACGUAUCAUAGUUGUGUGUUUUUAUUUUAUUUGAUAAAGCGUACCCAACCAAGUCCAUGGUAUAAACAAUAAAAAAAAAACACUUAUCUGUUACAAUUUUACCUACUAUCCCGAAUAUGUCCCCUAACAUGAUGUGGUUGUGGGUCUCUCCAGUGUCUCCACCCAAGGAUCUGACAGUGCUGGAGGUCACCCCAGAGACAGUGGACCUGUCCUGGGCUAACGAGAUGCAGGUGGCAGAGUACCUGGUCACCUAUGUGCCCACCGCCCUUGGAGGCCUGGAGCUCGACAUGCGUGUGCCUGGGGAUCAGAAGAACGCCACCAUCAGUGAGCUGGAGCCUGGUGUGGAGUAUCUGAUCAGUGUCUUCGCUGUCCUCAACAACAAGAGGAGUGUCCCUGUCAGUGCCAGAGUGGCAACACGUAAGUCAGGAGUAGUAUAAAGUUGACCUAAGACGCUCACCUUGUGUCAGUUUUGCAAUUUCCCCACUAAUAGUGAAGGUUAGGAUUGGGGGAAGGUAAGCUGAUCCUAGAUCUGUACCUGCGGAAACUUCACCCCGGAGAUGUAAAUCACCGCUACGGUGUCCAUAUUAGGGUCUGACUGAGACUGUCCUAAUAUGGACACCAUACUACCUCACCUCACCUUUGAUGCCUGACUUGUCUGCUCUCCCAGAUCAGGGGUAAUGCAAAAGUGACAUUCAUAAAGGGCAGUCAAUAAAAAUCUAAUUUCACUUUUAAUAUCAAAGAAUUGAUUGCGGGGCUCAUGCGAACAUCUGUUGCUAACCUCCUUUAAUUAAAUCCCUAAUUGUACCUGGGAUGUUGUAGUUUUUCAAUGUUGUUACCCUUAAUCUACCUGUCAUUGGAACCAGCCAGCCUAUUUCCUAUAUAGUGCACAACUUUUGACCAGGACCCAUAGGGCUGGCUCUGAUCAAAUGCAGUGCACUAUAUAGGGAAUAUGGUGCCAUUUUUGACGCAGUCCAUGUGCUGGGUGUCCUGAGGGUUUAGUAAACAGAACAUCAAACAUGGUUGUAUUUGUCUGUCUCAUCCCAUUAGAUCUCCCUGAGCCUGAGGGACUCAAGUUCACAUCAGUGAGGGAGACUGCAGUAGAGGUUCAGUGGGACCCCCUGGACAUCCCCUUUGAUGGCUGGAACCUAAUCUUCAGAAACACUGUAAGUUAUCAGCAGUAGACCCCUUAUAUGAAAAUAACAUUGAGUUAUCAGUAGAAGACCAUUCAUCUAUAUAAACACUGAGUUAUCAGUAGUAGACCAUUCAUCUAUAUAAACACUGAGUUAUCAGUAGUAGACCAUUCAUCUAUAUAAACACUGAGUUAUCAGUAGUAGACCAUUCAUCUAUAUAAACACUGAGUUAUCAGUAGUAGACCAUUCAUCUAUAUAAACACUGAGUUAUCAGUAGAAGACCAUUCAUCUAUGUAAACACUGAGUUCAUCUAUAUAAACACUGAGUUAUCAGUAGUAGACCAUUCAUCUAUAUAAACACUGAGUUAUCAGUAGUAGACCAUUCAUCUAUAUAAACACUGAGUUAUCAGUAGUAGACCAUUCAUCUAUAUAAACACUGAGUUAUCAGUAGUAGACCAUUCAUCUAUAUAAACACUGAGUUAUCAGUAGAAGACCAUUCAUCUAUGUAAACACUGAGUUAUCAGUAGUAGACCAUUCAUCUAUAUAAACACUGAGUUAUCAGUAGUAGACCAUUCAUCUAUAUAAACACUGAGUUAUCAGUAGUAGACCAUACAUAUAUAUAAACACUGAGUUAUCAGUAGUAGACUACUCAUCUAUAUAAACACUGAGUUAUCAGUAGUAGACCAUUCAUCUAUAUAAACACUGAGUUAUCAGUAGUAUACCAUUCAUCUAUAUAAACACUGAGUUAUCAGUAGUAUACCAUUCAUCUAUAUAAACACUGAGUUAUCAGUAGUAGACUACUCAUCUAUAUAAACACUGAGUUAUCAGUAGUAGACCCCUCAUCUUCAGACAAUCUGUGAGUGAGAAACACACCCCUCCUCCAUCUCCCAUGGUGCAUUGCAUGUUGUUAAUGGAUCUCUCUCAACAUAUUCCACAAGGAGGAGGUUGAGAUCUUCAGAAGCCAACAGCCUGACAUUAUCCCCAUUUCCCUGUGGUAGAUACCAUACACCCCCAGGCACAACUUUUGACCAGAGCCCUAUGGUCAAAAGUAGUGCACUAUAUAGGGAAUAUGGUGUAGGGUGCCAUUUGGGACACAUACUAUGUGAAACAGGGUGAGUAUCCUGUGGAAAAUAUUUUAGCCGAGCCAGUAUUCAAGUCUCUAAGUCUCUAAGUCAGCAGUUAAAUGUGACUAAAUGUUCUGCGAGGCUUCUGUUGCCAGCUAUAAUGGCCAUGUACUGCAGCAAUGAGGCAUAGAACGAUUAUUGUUUCUAAAUGCUUUGUUUUUUCUUAUAAAAAGUCCAUGAGAAGUAGUCCAAGGACAUGAAAGCCACAGUUCAUUAAAUUCAGUUCCCCCCACACACUUUCUGUAGUUUAACAAUCACAGACAGAAUCCUCUGAGUAUGAUGUGGCUGCCCUAUUCCCACACCAAGGUUGUGUCCCAAAUUGCACCCUAUUCCCUAUAAAGUGCACUACUUUUGACCAGAGGGGCCCUGGGAAAGUAGUGAUUAGGGUGCCAUUUGGGAAGGAGCCCAAACUUGACUUUGAGGUGGGUAACGGUAGAUACACUAGAUAGAUAGGUACUUUAUAGAUCCCGAAGGGGAAGUGUGCCAUAAAACAUGCCAUACCAUUUUAAUAACUGGUGUUGUUUGGUGUUGUCAGAAAGAGGAGAAUGGGGAGAUUCUGAACUCCCUGGGCAGCCCUGACACCAUGUUCCAACAGUCUGGGCUGGGACCUGGUCAGGAGUACGAGGUCAAACUGGAGGUGGUGAAGAACAACACCAGUGGACCCCCAGCACGCAAGAAUGUUUUCACAAGUGAGUACAUACAUACAGCACUCAUAGAGUUCUAUUCAUUUGUUUUUCCGACAAUAAUUUGCUCCUCCAGGCCAAUAUCUUUCAGCUGGAAAAUGAACCUGAAUGUUGAGCCUGCGUAGAUAGUAGCUUGUAGGACGGAAACCCACCCAAGUAUUUGCACUUGUCGCACAAUGAAACAAGUAAAUAAAAUAACUAUUUAAAAAUAUUAUUAUUAAUUAUUUCCUGCUAACCUCAAGUGUACUGUAAUCCUUGUAUUCAUGACAUAUUUGCAUUGGAAUAAUCCGUAAACCCCUUUUACGCCAUUCUGACCGCCUGCUGGAGAUUUAAAAGACACGAUUUCCAGCAAUACAGACAGACUCAGAAGCAGUUACGCGCAGAAACACAUUGUCACCUUGAUUCAAUUGAUUUCUCUAUUGACAAACCCCUCUGCUGCAGCUCUGAUAGUGUGUCCCAAAUGGCACCCUAUUUCCUUUAUAGUGUAUCCAUUUGGGAUGCAGCUGGACAGUCUGUCCAAGGCAUCCUGAAGUGCCAACAUUGAGUGAUUAGCUUGUUACUUUUCAUGGCAUCGUCUUGAUUUACUAGAGGCAGUGAAAAGCCAUCCCUACCCCCUCGGCAGGUUUAACAGUUAUGAGGAAAUCAUAUCUCCAAAAGGCUGCUGCUGUAAAGGCUAAUGGCUUUCAUGGGAUCAAUACAACAACAGGUUUUGGUGUUGGAACUAUACACCUGCCAGCUUGGGUUCCCUAACCCUCUCACCAGCCAAACUAUUUUUAGGUGGCUCGAGGGGAGGUUAGAAUAUACUGCACCACCAACACAUUAAAGAAUAGUCAUGGAGAAUGAUGGGUUAUCAUCAUUAAGAAAAAAAGCUUUGUGGAACAUUCCAGCCCUGACAUGGGAGCUGAACAGAUUGGGAGCUUUCACCCCUGCCCUUGCGAGAGUUCUCUUUCAACAAAUCAGAAUAAAGAGAUUUCAAUAUGCUGAAGCAAAUGUUCUUCACAAGUUUCUGUACUAACUUUUAUUGCCUCACCUUCAUCCCAAAUCAAGGUCAGGCUCUCUCUGCUUAUUUAUAGUUUGAAAACUGCCUUCGCUUUGCCAGAGUAAACAGAACCAAGCAAGGAAAAGCCAUUAGCUACCUGACAUUCUCCUCUUAUAUGCCCCCCUUUGUAAAUUAUAGCGUUGACUGACACUAUAGGACUAGCAUUUAUGUGUCUGAAGUCUAUGGAGCUGUUGAGCUGUUGAACAUUGGAACCUGAGCACCAUGCUAUGUACUGUUAAACACACACACAGAGACACACAUACACACCGCACACACACACAUACAUACACACACACACACACACACACACACACACACACACACACACACACACACACACACACACACACACACACACACACACACACACACACACACACACACACACACACACACACACACACACACACACACACACCCAUACACACACACACAUACACACACACACACACACACAAACAUACUUUUACACAACAGCACUGGGAUUAUGUCGCCUAGAUCUCCAUAUAGCUCAAGGCCUCUCUAUGUCUGCCAUUAAAACACACAGACUCAUUCCACAUAGACAUUAGCAUUCUGUGGGACUAAUUGCAUGGAGUGAUCCCCUCCCCCCUCCCCAUCCCCUCCCCCAUUGCAUGUGUUGUUUGUGGGAGGGAGGGAGGCACCACUCAGGCUCAUGGGAAGCCAUCAUCCUCCCAGGAAACAAUCACAACCCUCGAACGACACUCACACACACACACACACACACACACACACACACAUAGCCAGCCAAUCUCAUUGGCGGUUAAAUCUAUGUUAAGCUCCAGUGCAGAUUCCCUGUUUUAUCUGCCUUCUGCAGAAGGUUGAUUUUCCUGAAGUUGCUAAAUGUGACAAAUCAAUUCCACCAUAAUGUAGGGAAAGUGCCUUUCUUGCUUCGGGUAGAGAUCUGUACUUACAUGAAUAACAUCUUGCAUGGAUGCAUACAAGAAAAUACAGUUUAUUUUCAAACUAUUAUUGGUAGUAAAUGCUCUCACUAUUCAUAUUCAACCCUGUAACUAAGGCUCUGAUGAGAGCUCAAACUCUUUAAAUCUCUGCCCUAUCCUUGUCCUUUUACCAGGCCACCUGCUCCCAGUAUCACCUCCCUUGCAUUAUUAAAAAUAGGCAACCUGCCUUAACAAACCCGUUCUCUGACCAAACGCUGCUCUACAUGAAUAACCUCAUGAAUGCUAACUAAAUGUUCUCAGUCCUGGGAUGCGACCCAAAUACUACCCUAUUCCCUGUAUAGUGCAAUACUUUUGACCAGGUACCAUAGGGAUGUAUUCAUAUAGCACCCUGUAUUCACCCUCCGUGUAGUGUUAUGGCAAAAACAAAAACUUGCACCCCUUGGGGUCCCGAGGACUGAGUUUGGGAAACACUGCUCUACAUGAAUAACCUCAUGAAUGCUAACUAAAUGUUCUCAGUCCUGGGAUGCGACCCAAAUACUACCCUAUUCCCUGUAUAGUGCAAUACUCUUGACCAGGUACCAUAGGGCUGUAUUCAUAUAGCACCAUGUAUUCCCCCUCCUCUCUCCCCAGAAAUCGAUUCUCCCAGAGAGGUGGAUGUGCGUGAUGUGACGGACACCACAGCGCUGGUGACCUGGUUCCUGCCGGUGGCCAUGGUGGACGGGGUGAGCAUGUCCUACGGGCCCAGCGACAACCCCUCAGACAGGAACACAGUGGAGCUGUCCUCCAGCGACACACAACACCACCUGGGCAGCCUGAACCCUGACACAGAGUAUGAGGUGUCUCUCAUGGCCAAGAGGGGAGAGAUGACCAGCGUGCCCGUGUCUGAGACCUUCCUAACAGGUAAGACGAGAGCUGUGUCCCAUUUGGCACCCGAUUCCCUUUAUAGUGCACCAGGGCCCGUUAGAGACAAGCAAAUUAUACAGCACUAGGGUUGCAAAAUUCUGCUAACUUCAAGUUUUCCAGAAAUCCUAGAAUCGGGAGGGAAUAAGCAGGAAAUCCGGAAUGCCUUCAACCGGGAUUUCUGGAAAACCUGGGAUUUGGGGGAAAGUGGCUGGAAUUGUGCAACCCUAUAAACAGCACACUAUCAAAAUGCUGGAUACGUAAUAAUUUGUUUUCUUGUUUGCUGGUAAAGUAAAUGUACUGUUGAUUAGUGAAAUGUUUAUAUGUUAAUGUCUGACCCUUUACCAGUUAUACAUUUAGAUUAGAUUUAGAAUGAACAUCCAAUAAACUUAAAAAAGAGAUCAAAAACCUGUCCACCAUCUUUGAUGAGCUAGGCCAGGAGUGUCAAAGUCAUUUUGCCUGGGGAGCUACAUUCUAGGCAAACAUACUAACAGGCGAUAAAAAAGUGAUGGUCUGUUCUCAACUGGGGUCUGGACCACACAUCGUACUGUAUUUACGAGGGGAUCAUAACAUUCCCCCCCUGACUGAUGUGUGACUGGAUGUGUUCCAGACCUGGAUGCCCCGCGGGACCUGCAGACGGUAGAGCUGACUGACGAGAGCAUCACUCUGGAGUGGAAGAACAGCCAGGCUCAAGUAGACAACUACCGCAUCAAAUACGGCCCCCUCUCUGGAGGAGACCAUGGAGAGCUGCUGUUCCCAACUGGACCCCUGGACACCACCCAGGCCAAGAUCACUGGUAAGUGAUCUCAUUUUACUACGUAUCUGUAAAACCCUGAUGAAGGCUAUGGGCCGAAAUGCAUUAGUUAUAUCAAUAAAUAUGUGUUUUUUUCAACUCCAACUGCCCUCUGAGAGUUCCUCUUCCAAGAAUGUCCUCUUCACUUUAGUUUGCUCCUCAGUUCAUGCACCUUGGUUGGAGAGCCAGGUGUGGCAGUGUUCCUUUUCCUUUGCACAAGAUCACUGGUAAGACAGAACCCCUCCAGUAGUCUAGUUAUAACAGGAUGCAGUGGUGGUGGUGUUGUGUAAUAUCUGGUACUAUGUAAUAUCUGGUGAUGCUAGUCUCCUUUUCCACUCUACUGAGGAAGUGAACUGUCCUUCGGGUACAUUUUCAGUUUUUAGAUACUUUUGUUGUUACCUCUUUAAAAAAAAGUCAAUGUGAGAACAGCUAUAAAACAACCAUCCUGUCUUUGUGUAAAUUAAUAUACACUACAUGACCAAAUGUAUAUGGACACCUGCUCGUCGAACAACUCAUUCCAAAAUCAUGGGCAUUAAUAUGGAGUUGGUCCCCCCCUUUGCUUCUAUAACAGCCUCCACUCUUCUGGGAAGGCUUUCUACUAGAUGUUGGAAUAUUUCUGCGGGGACUUGCUUCCAUUCAGCCAUAAGAGCAUUAGCGAAGUCGGGCACUGAUGUUGUUCCAAUUCAAUCCCAAAGGUGUUCGAUGGGAUUGAGGUCAGGGCUCUGUGCAGGCCAGUCAAGUUCUUCCACACCGAUCUUGACAAACCAUUUCUAUAUGCACCUCACUUUAUGCACGGGGGCAUUGUCAUGCUGAAACAGGUAAGGGCCUUCCCCAAAAUGUUCCAACAAAGUUAUAAGCACAGAAUCGUCUAGAAUGUCGUGGUAUGCUGUAGCGUUAAGAUUUCCCUUCACUGGAACUAAGGGGCCUAGCCCGAACCAUGAAAAACAGCCCCAGACCAUUAUUCUUCCUCCACCAAACUUUACAGUUGGCACUAUGCAUUGGGGGAGGUAACAUUCUCCUGGCAUCCUCCAAACCCAGAUUCGUCCGUCGGACUGCCAGAUGGUGAAGCGUGAUUCAUCACUCCAGAGAACACGUUUCCACUGCUCCAGAGUCCAAUGGCGGAGGAUGUUACACCACUCCAGCAUGACGCUUGGCAUUACGCAUGGUGAUCUUAGGCUUGUGUGUGGCUGCUUGGCCAUGGAAACCCAGCUCUUGACGAACAGUUAUUGUGCUGAUGUUGCUUCCAGAGGCAGUUUGGAACUCAGUAGUGAUUGUUGCAACCGAGGACAGGCGUUUUUUACGCUAAAUUCUUCAGCACUCGGCGGACCUGUUCUGUGAGCUUGUGUGGCAUACAACUUUGCGGCUGAGCCGUUGUUGCUCCAAGACAUUUCCACUUCACAAUAACAGCACUUAUGUUGACCUGGGCAGCUCUAGCAUGGCAGAAAUUUGACAAACUGACUUGUUGGAAAGGUGAAUCCUAUGAUGGUGCCACGUCGAAAGUCACUGAGCUCUUCAGUAAGGCGAUUCUACUGCCAAUGUUUGUCUAUGGAGAUUGCAUGGUUGUGUGCUCGAGUUUAUACACCUGUCAGCAACAGGUGUGGCUGAAAUAGCCAAAUCCACUAAUUUGAAGGGGUGUCCACAUAUUGUUGUAUAUAUAGUGUAUUGUUUUUCAAUGUAAACGGCAGCCUCGCUGUGCCAACUGUUCUGCCGCGAAGCGUUUGUGGCCCUCCUCUAAAUGUUCAUUAUUAAAUUCAAUACACUUAUUUCCAAAUGGGUUGCUUUGUUUUUGUGUCGUGAAACGUUUGCCCGGCCACAAAAGACCCCCACUUUAUUGGAUAACAGCCCAAGGGAGAUUGCAUUCAGGCCUUAAAUGGAAUAACACUGCUACUUCAAUGUGAGAUCCAUCCUGGUUAAACAAGAAAAGCAGGGAAGGCCUAUUUUUAUCCUCCUGCACCGGUUCCCAUUAUACUCCAUGCUUUGAGUCGGGCGGGCGGACAGACUCGUUUUUCUAAACCAUGUGCCACUGCAUCGACGGAUUAGGCUCCCUGGCUGAGAAAAAAAAGGAAAAAGGUUCCAAACGGGUAAUAGUGUCUUUGUCUGGGGCACAUUCUUUGUCCUUGGGAGACCCAUCCCCUGUAAAUAAGGCAUUGGUUGUGUCCCAAAUGCCAUCCUAUUCCCUAUAUAGUGCACUACUUUUGAUCAGGGACCAUAGGGCUAGGCCCUGGUCAAAAGUAGUGCACUAUAUAGGGAAUAAGGUACCAUUUGGGACGCACACAUUGUGUCUAUUCAGCUGACUGGCCUCCCCCGGUCCCCCUCCACUCCUCACAAACCUCAGCACUUUUUUCACACAGUUAUUAUCUGUAAUUACCUUCACGCUUGUGAUUUUAUUGAUAAUGAGUUUCCUCUGCAUUAGCUGUAAUUUCAUGCUGCAAGACUCCUAGUGCCUGGUUGCCUAGUGACCUCUGUGGGAGUUAAUAAAGGAAAUAAAGGGCGUUGGACUGAGAGCUCUUAAUUGCACCGCGCACCGCGGCCGCACAGCCGGACUAAAGGGAUCUCAAAGCCUUUUAUAUCAUAGCAAAUGUUGUUUCUGGCCCAUAUAGAGCCUCUUCUAGAGCCAUCAGUGCAAAUAGAGGUCCCAAAUACAGGUUCCAAAAUGAAGAGGCUGAAAAUAAACCCAAUUAUGCUUGAAUCUAUUAGCUAGGCAAUUAAGGCCUUGAAGAGCUUCGGUAUUUUUCAUUGUUGUCGAAGCUAUUAGCUACAAACAGCUGGGUGUUUUAAUAUAAAACUUUAAACAUACUGUUUUCAUCGAUAAAUACCUGAUAAAGAAAUACAAAUAACAUGUUUUUGUUCUCAUGCUCUGUUUGCAUACAUCCGGUACGAUAAGUGUUCUUCGUCUGUGUGUUGUGUAGGCCUGAGAGCUGGGACAGAGUAUGGGAUGGGAGUGACAGCCGUGAAGAGUGAGCGUGAGAGCCUUCCUACGACCACCAACGCUGUUACAGGUGAGAUCUAUCAACCUUUUCUGUAUUGUAAAUAAAUACAUUGUUUUUGUUUACGGUCAUGGAUUGUAGUAAUAAUGUACUAAUAAUAACUCCCAUUCAACUGUCCUACAAUCCACAAAUAGUUAUCUCCACUUGUCUUACACUAUUUUAAAUAUACUCUCCCUCUAUAUUCUAUAUUCUCCUUCUAUAUUCUAUAUUCUCCUUCUAUAUUCUAUAUUUUCCUUCUAUAUUCUAUAUUCUCCUUCUAUAUUCUAUAUUCUCCUUCUAUAUUCUAUAUUAUCCUUCUAUAUUCUAUAUUAUCCUUCUAUAUUCUCUAUUCUCCUUCUAUAUUCUAUAUUUUCCUUCUAUAUUCUAUAUUCUCCUUCUAUAUUCUAUAUUCUCCUUCUAUAUUCUAUAUUCUCCUUCUAUAUUCUUCUCUUCAGCAUUGGAUGCUCCUAAGAACCUGGAGGUGGAGUCUUCCUCUGAGACUGAGAUGGUGUUGGUGUGGCAGAAGCCGGUGGCUAAGAUCGACAAGUACAAGCUGGAGUACGUGUCAGCCGACGGGCGAAGUGCUGAGGUGUCACCCUUCUCCAGAGACGUCAAGUACACCAUGAGGAACUUGACGCCCGGCAUGCUGUACACCAUCACCCUGACCGCUGAAAGGGGACGCAGGCAGAGUGGCCCCACCACCAUCUCCGCAGCAACAGGUCAGUGUGGACAGGUCACCGCUAUCUCCUCC